Molecule: messenger RNA, 4256 nt
Organism: Rhinopithecus roxellana (golden snub-nosed monkey)
Lineage: Eukaryota; Metazoa; Chordata; Mammalia; Primates; Cercopithecidae
Gene: SEMA3A
Product: semaphorin 3A
Exons: 16
Coding region: 1-2205 (734 amino acids)
Biological process (GO): semaphorin-plexin signaling pathway; neural crest cell migration; positive regulation of neuron migration
Molecular function (GO): semaphorin receptor binding; chemorepellent activity; neuropilin binding
Source: RefSeq, a predicted model, not a curated record
AUGUUGGAAUCCAACAAUGUGAUCACUUUCAAUGGCUUGGCCAACAGCUCCAGUUAUCAUACCUUCCUUUUGGAUGAGGAACGGAGUAGGCUGUAUGUUGGAGCAAAGGAUCACAUAUUUUCAUUCAACCUGGUUAAUAUCAAGGAUUUUCAAAAGAUUGUGUGGCCAGUAUCUUACACCAGAAGAGAUGAAUGCAAGUGGGCUGGAAAAGACAUCCUGAAAGAAUGUGCUAAUUUCAUCAAGGUACUUAAGGCAUAUAAUCAGACUCACUUGUACGCCUGUGGAACCGGGGCUUUUCAUCCAAUUUGCACCUACAUUGAAAUUGGACAUCAUCCUGAGGACAAUAUUUUUAAGCUGGAGAACUCACAUUUUGAAAACGGCCGUGGGAAGAGUCCAUAUGACCCUAAGCUGCUGACAGCAUCUCUUUUAAUAGAUGGAGAAUUAUACUCUGGAACUGCAGCUGAUUUUAUGGGGCGAGACUUCGCUAUCUUUCGAACUCUUGGGGACCACCACCCAAUCAGGACAGAGCAGCAUGAUUCCAGGUGGCUUAAUGAUCCAAGGUUCAUUAGUGCCCACCUCAUCCCAGAGAGUGACAAUCCUGAAGAUGACAAAGUAUACUUUUUCUUCCGUGAAAAUGCAAUAGAUGGAGAACACUCUGGAAAAGCUACUCACGCUAGAAUAGGUCAGAUAUGCAAGAAUGACUUUGGAGGGCACAGAAGUCUGGUGAAUAAAUGGACAACAUUCCUCAAAGCUCGUUUGAUUUGCUCAGUGCCAGGUCCAAAUGGCAUUGACACUCAUUUUGAUGAACUGCAGGAUGUAUUCCUAAUGAACUUUAAAGAUCCUAAAAACCCAAUUGUAUAUGGAGUGUUUACGACUUCCAGUAAUAUUUUCAAGGGAUCAGCCGUGUGUAUGUACAGCAUGAGUGAUGUGAGAAGGGUGUUCCUUGGUCCGUAUGCCCACAGGGAUGGACCCAACUAUCAGUGGGUGCCUUAUCAAGGAAGAGUCCCCUAUCCACGGCCGGGUACUUGUCCCAGCAAAACAUUUGGUGGUUUUGACUCUACAAAGGACCUUCCUGAUGAUGUUAUAACCUUUGCAAGAAGUCAUCCAGCCAUGUACAAUCCAGUGUUUCCUAUAAACAAUCGCCCAAUAAUGAUCAAAACGGAUGUAAAUUAUCAAUUUACACAAAUUGUAGUAGACCGAGUGGAUGCAGAAGAUGGACAGUAUGAUGUUAUGUUUAUCGGAACAGAUGUUGGGACCGUCCUUAAAGUAGUUUCAAUUCCUAAGGAGACGUGGCAUGAUUUAGAAGAGGUUCUGCUGGAAGAAAUGACAGUUUUUCGGGAACCGACUACUAUUUCAGCAAUGGAGCUUUCCACCAAGCAGCAACAACUAUAUAUUGGUUCAACAGCUGGGGUUGCCCAGCUCGCUUUACACCGGUGUGAUAUUUAUGGGAAAGCCUGUGCUGAGUGUUGCCUCGCUCGAGACCCUUACUGUGCUUGGGAUGGUUCUUCAUGCUCUCGCUAUUUUCCCACUGCAAAGAGACGCACAAGACGACAAGAUAUAAGAAAUGGAGACCCACUGACUCACUGUUCCGACUUACAACACCAUGAUAAUCACCAUGGCCACAGCCCUGAAGAGCGAAUCAUCUAUGGUGUAGAGAAUAGUAGCACAUUUUUGGAAUGCAGUCCAAAGUCACAGCGAGCACUGGUCUACUGGCAAUUCCAGAGGCGAAAUGAAGAGCGAAAAGAAGAGAUCAGAGUGGAUGAUCAUAUCAUCAGGACAGAUCAAGGCCUUCUGCUGCGUAGUUUACAACGGAAGGAUUCAGGCAAUUACCUCUGCCAUGCGGUGGAACAUGGGUUCAUACAAACUCUUCUUAAGGUGACCCUGGAAGUCAUCGACACAGAGCAUCUGGAAGAACUUCUUCAUAAAGAUGAUGAUGGAGAUGGCUCUAAGACCAAAGAAAUGUCCAAUAGCAUGACACCUAGCCAGAAGGUCUGGUACAGAGACUUCAUGCAGCUCAUCAACCACCCCAAUCUCAACACGAUGGAUGAGUUCUGUGAACAAGUUUGGAAAAGGGACCGAAAACAACGUCGGCAAAGGCCAGGACAUACCCAAGGGAACAGUAACAAAUGGAAGCAUUUACAGGAAAAUAAGAAAGGUAGAAACAGGAGGACCCACGAAUUUGAGAGGGCACCCAGGAGUGUCUGAGCUGCAUUACCUCUAGAAACCUCAAACAAGUGAAACUUGCCUAGACAAUAACUGGAAAAAAAAAAAAAUGCAAUAUACAUGAACUUUUUUCAUGGCAUUAUGUGGAUGUUUACAAUGGUGGGAAAUUCAACUGAGUUCCACCAAUUAUAAAUUAAAUCCAUGAGUAACUUUCCUAAUAGGCUUUUUUUCCGAAUACCAACACCUAACAGAGAACACAGGUGAAUGCAGUUGUUCACUUUAGCAGACUUAAUGUUUCCUAUGAGAUUUCACUGUACAGGUUUGUCUUUCUUCUUUGCCUGAGAAAUAAAAAUGUCAUUUGCCAUAUUGCCAUCUAAAGGAGAAAAACUGCAUCAGCAAAGCCAUUGUACUGAACUAAAAGUUUAAAAUGAACUGCAUGGAUUUACUAAGCUGAUGAAUAUUCCAAAACGUGGUUGGAUUCAAGGAUAUAUUUUGUCUACCGGCCCUCAUGUUUGUAUGUACUUGAGGAGUAAAAUGAGUAAAAUGAUACUGAAUGAAACGUUCUGUGGAAAUAUUAAAAAAAAGAAAACAUAAGCCAUCCAUCAUCCAGAAGAAAAAUGGAGUACACUGAUCUACUACUGAUGUCUUCUUUCAGCUUUGAUCUAAAGAUGUAUUUUAUUAAAACUAUAAUUUAAAUGUACCAUGACAAAUAUGCAGUAAAAAUUAGUUGUUUUCUAAGCUAGAGUAGGAUUUGUCUUACAAUUAUUGUGCUAUGUAGUUUUUGUUUUAAAAAUUCCAAUGGUGUGCUGCUUUCUUUGGACAUUUUAUUUUCAAUUCUAUAAGACGGAUAGAUGAUAUUGUUCUAGAAACACAUAUACAUCAUUAAGAGUGAACCUCUAUUACCAGGAUAGAAAUUAUGCUUUAUUUCUCUGAGAAAAUCAAACAAACGGAAGCUGUUCACACCUCCCCUUCUUUAAGCAUUACCUAAAUUAAUUUUUACUUACAUAAUGUUCUUAGGAAAAAAAACAGAACAUUUAACCAGGAAAAAAGGAAGAAAAAGUUGAUUUUUAAGUGCAUUUUACUAUAAUGAAUCAAUGAAGGGAAAAGGAACUGCAUAUUUCAUGAAAAUAAUAAGCAUUGUCUUAAUAUACUGUUAAUAGAAAAUGUGUCUUAAUUCUGUGCUUGAAUUCCUGCAUGAUAUUUGAGACAAAGAUCUCUCUUGUGAUUCCACUAAGAAUUUUAUCUGUGUCACUUAAUUUUUUUGAAAGAGAGAGAUCAAUAACUAUUCAGAGCAACAUGUUAAAGGCAAAGUUUCCAACCAUUUACAUCUGUAUCAGGUGCCUCUUAUCUUUCCUUAUUUAAGACAAUUAUUUGUACAAGAAAUACAUGACUCUUUUCAUGUCCAUGGGAGGGACUUUUCUACAAAGUAUUUUCUAGGAUGCAACCCACAUUUAAACAAUGUAAAACUCUUUGUUUCCUGCAACAACUUACAAAAUAAGGUAAAAGACUAAAAUUCAAGAUUUGCUUCCUUCAUUGUCCUAAGACGAUUCAUUGAGAAUCACUGACUUUGAGAUACUUAAAACUUUCAGCAUUAUACUGUGGUUUCUUUUGCACUGCACUCACCUAUUCAGGACUCCUCCCCCAGGUUCCUCAUCAUGUACAAGAAUGCAAAGAAAACAUCUUAUUAGCAAUUAAUGAAGCAACAUUGAAAUUCUAAUUCUAGCUGUCUUUGGAUUCUAAUUAACUCAGCAUCAAUUUCUCACCUCAGACUACAGUGAAUUUUUAUUUUCUAUCAGCUGAAAUAUUUCACAGAUGGAAGCUCAUGUUUCAGUUUUAAUGAUUGCCUUGAAUAAACAAGUUGUUGCCACUUGUUUCAAACAGAAGCCUAAAAAUAAUCUACAUUCAAUUUUAGGCUCCAUUGACUAAUAUGGUGUUGCUUUUGGAAGUACUGUACAUCCUCAAAUGGAAGCCGAAUCGUUAAUUUGAAGGACACACUACUGUACAGAAAAUAGUGUUUGAAAUAUAAAUCGAAGAACAAAGAGUGCUCCAAAAAAUAGGUCAUUCUUUUAUUUUCAUAAAGUACCUUAACUGUA